This is a messenger RNA of Arxiozyma heterogenica, 2049 nucleotides long. RefSeq names its product Apj1p (gene APJ1). Gene Ontology annotation, cellular component: cytoplasm; cytosol; nucleus. The transcript has a single exon. The record is from RefSeq and is a predicted model, not a curated record. Gene Ontology annotation, biological process: protein refolding. The coding region runs from base 1 to 2049 and encodes 682 amino acids. Lineage: Eukaryota; Fungi; Ascomycota; Saccharomycetes; Saccharomycetales; Saccharomycetaceae. Gene Ontology annotation, molecular function: Hsp70 protein binding.
AUGGUAGCAGAUACGAAAUUGUAUGAUCUUUUGAAUAUUUCACCGGAUUCUACAUCCGCAGAAAUCAAAAAAUCAUAUAGGAAAUUAGCAUUACAAUAUCAUCCAGAUAAGAAUAAUAAUUCUAAAGAAUCAACUUUGUUGUUUCAAAAGAUCCAUUUAGCUUAUAAUAUUCUAAUUGAUCCAAAUAAAAGAUUAUGUUAUGACAAAUAUGGAGAUAUUAACUUAGCUAAAGACUUCGAAUCUGGUUCAACUCAGGAAGAUGUAAAUUAUGAUUAUAUGUCCAACCCAGCUAAUUUGUUCUCAAAUUUCUUUAAUAAACAUCAACAACAACAGCACCAAAACUUUCCAAAUAAUAACUCAAAUCCAUAUUCUUCCUCUUCGUCCUCUUCCACAUUUAUGUUUUCAAACCAAAAUACAAAUAUAUCAAAUAACAACAACAUCAAUAAUAAUCUUUAUAAAAAUUUAAUGAAAGGUCCCAACAUCAUCCAUCAUUUGAAAUGUUCUUUAUCUGACUUAUACCAUGGGAAAACAUGCAAAUUAGGUUUACAACGUACAAAAGCAUGCCCUGAAUGUGAACCGCUGUAUAAGCCAUGUAUUCAUUGUCAAGGAAACGGUACUAUAAAUGGAAUUAAUAAAAUCGGACCAUUAAGUCAAACAUGGUCACAGACAUGUCUCUCGUGUAAUGGAUCAGGUAUAUAUAUAGAUGCACAGAGACAAUAUUCAUGUAAGACAUGCCAUGGGAAUGCAUUUAUAAAGGAGAGAUUUAUCUUUAAGAUUAAAAUUCUACCUGGAAUGUAUCAUGGGCAAACCAUAAGAUUAAGCAAUAGUGCAGACGAAUUUAUUGCCGUUACACAACAAUCAAAUUUUAUAAAUAAUCCCUUUAAUCUUAGUGCUCACAUGAAUUCUUCCUCAUCUUGUACUACUACUAUGCAAAGAGUCGAGCCUGGUGAUGUUAUAAUAAAAAUAAUAGAGACCGAAUCGCAACUCAACAAUAGCAGUAGCAAUCCUGAUUAUAAGAUGGACAAUAACAAUAAUAAUAACAAAAAAAAGAAAAAAGAAGAAGAAUCCAUAAAGAAUACAACUCCACAAUUUAUUCGUUCGCAUACGAAGGAUCAUGAAAAUUUAUUAUUAAAUAAUUUUCCAAUAGAUAUUGUGACAUCAUUAUGUGGUGGUAAAAUAAUGAUAAACAACCAUCCAAUGGGGAAAUUGAUUCAGGUAACCAUUUUACCUGGAGAAUUAUUAAAUCCAACAGGGUACAAGUGUGUCGAAGGGUUGGGUAUGCCUAUUUAUGAUAAAACACAAGAAAUGAAGGAGAAGAAUAAUGAUCUUAAUAAGAAAAAUAACUGUGGUGCUGAAGAAGGGUUUAAAGAGGAUAUCAGUUUAGAUGAGAAUACAAGUGAUGUAAAUCAUUUAAGGAAAGGAAACUUAUAUAUUAAAUUUAUUGUGAAUUUCCCAGAUAAAUUAGAGUCACGUACAAUCGAACAAUUGAAAACUAUAUUACAAGAGGACAAAUUUAUUCGCAAACAGCAAGAAAUUGAACAACAUAACAUGGACUCUAAUCUAGAUGAUUGUGUUGAAUUAGAAGAACAUGUGUUUAAUAAUUUUAUGGAAGAACCAUCUGAGAACGUUUCAAAUCAAUUUAAAAGAAAAUAUGAAGAAGAUGAGGAUGAAGAACAAUUUUCUGAUUAUAACGUAAACGAUGAAGACGAAGACGAUAGAAAUGGUGUUAAUAAUGAAUAUGUUGAUGAGUGUGGUGAUUUAGAUGAAGAUGAAUAUGAAGGAUAUUAUCAUCAUCAUCCUAGAUUCGGACCAAAUGGAGAUCAAGAGACAGGCGACGAUUCAUAUAAAGGAACAAGACGUUACAACAAUAACAAUAGAAAUAGAAGUAGAAGCAGUAAUUAUAGUAGUUAUAAUAGCAGUGCCAGUAGGAGUAAGAACAGAAAUAGAAACAGAAACAAAAGACGUAAAUUCAAUGCAAGUAAUUUUACUGGAGACCCAUUCUUUGAUCAAAUACAAUUCCCUAAUCAAGAGAAUUGUCAUGUUAUGUAA